This is a messenger RNA of Miscanthus lutarioriparius, 1137 nucleotides long. Lineage: Eukaryota; Viridiplantae; Streptophyta; Magnoliopsida; Poales; Poaceae. The record is from the annotation of a GenBank genome assembly.
AUGGACAAGACCACAGAUUUGGAACUAUUAAACCGCAUAAAGUUAGAUGAUCAGGAUUUGGAAUUAUUAAACCGCAUAGAAUUAGUUAGCUUUGAGGAUGAUGAUGAACCAAUGCAAGUGGAAGAGGACUUAGAGAGGAGAAAAUUCUCCUCACUCCAGAAGGAGACAUAUGGCCAGAUGAAGCGGGUGGAGGAAUGUUUCUGGUUGUCGUUCAGAUGGCCAGAUGGCAAGGAGAAUGCAGCUCGGAGAGUAGUGCGGAAUGUUGAAGAUCUGACUAAGGAGGAAUAUAUGCAGGCAAUACCUUGGUGGGCACAGAAGGCCCCAGAAGCAUGGGAGUUGGCUGCAGAACUGAGGUGGUGCAACGAAGCUUGGAAAGUGAAGUCUGAUGCAGCAAGGGCUUGCAGACAAAUGAUGCGAGGAGCAAGUCAUCGUCAAGGAAAUUGUUCACAUGCUCGAUGGAAGAAGAAAAUGGUGUUAGUGGUUGCUGCAUCACAGUUGUAUGUUGUGGAUGGUGAUUCAGGUGGGGAAUCAUCAGCUCUAAGUGUUGGUGCCUCGGAACAAGGGUAUGUUUACAUGUUGAUAGGAAAAGCCACGUUGCGCACAGUGUGGCUGUCUCUAUAUUGGAAGUUAGCAUCCAUAUCUGUAGUCGCUGCUGCUAAAGGGGAAACUAAAGGAACAAAUCUUGUCGUAGAGAGGUCUGAGCUGCUAGUUGGUGCAGCCAAUAGAGGCAGCUGGGCUACGACUCUAAGUGUUACCCUUGCUGUAGCCUACUGCAUAAAGGCUUGGGCUGCCCUACCCUCUGAAUGGCAACAAGCUGACAUAGUGCAGAGCUUCUGUCACUGGGCUAUGAAAUCAACGCUAUGGAUAGUGAAGAUUGAAGAGUGUAAACUGAAACUCGACCUACAGCAACCAGAGAGGGAGAAGCAGAGAGGGGAGGAAGGCACCACCGCAGCAGGGAUGAAGAAGCGGAGGCAAGGGAGGGCAGGACACGGUGAAGGGAAGCGUUCGGAGACGGGGACGGACGCCAGAAGGCCCGCCGACCCUGUAGACUGUCCCGCGGGCGUCCACCAUCUCUCGCACAAUCACCAGCGCAAAAGGGAAGAUGUAGGGAGAGAAGAUAUGGGGGAGGAGCCAUGA